CAGGUGCGUCACCGAGCGUCAGAUCAGAUCAUGGCUUUGAAAAUGAACAAACUGAGCAGUAACAGAGCCAACAUGCUCCGAGAGGUCCAACUGAUGAACCGCCUCUCCCACCCCUGCAUCCUCAGGUUCAUGGGCGUGUGCGUUCAUGAGGGGCAGCUGCACGCCCUGACAGAGUACAUAAAUGGUGGUAACCUGGAGCAGCUCUUAGACAGUAACAAACAGCUGAGUUGGCCAAUGAGAGUGAAGCUGGCCCUGGACAUCGCAUCAGGACUCGCCUAUCUCCAUUCUAAAGGAGUCUUCCACCGAGACCUCACCUCCAAGAACUGCCUGAUCAAAUGUGAGGAGAACGGUUACUCUGCAGUAGUGGGGGACUUUGGUUUGGCCGAGAAGAUCCCGACCAACACGGCGGAGGCGGAGAAGCUGACUGUGGUGGGCUCUCCGUUCUGGAUGGCUCCUGAAGUUCUGAGAGGAGAACGCUACAACGAGAAGGCGGAUGUGUUCUCUUACGGUAUAGUCCUGUGUGAAAUCAUCGCGAGAGUCCAGGCUGAUCCAGACUUUCUUCCACGGACGGAGAACUUUGGGCUGGACUAUCACACAUUUCAGCACAUGGUCGGAGACUGUCCCCACGACUUCCUGCAGCUCGCCUUCAACUGCUGCAAUAUGGACCCAAAGUUGCGUCCGUUGUUUCCGGACAUCGUGAGGACUCUGGAGGAGAUCCAGGCUCGGCUGAAGCUGAUGGAGAUGGAGCAGGACUCUGUCGCCGACGGCAACGACAAGAAGGCACUCAAUAAAGGUGAAAAGGUGCAGGGCUUCAAGCGUCUGAAUCCUCUCGGUUUCCCCGACGGAAAGAUCCCGCCCAAAUCACCCCGGCCCCGACGCAACAUUUGGCUCAGCCGCAGCCAAUCGGACGUCUUCUCAUGUAAACCAGGAAGAAAGGUCAACGUGCAGGACCCGUACUACAACCCCCCGCUGAACCAGAGGAGCUCCAAGUCUCACAAAAUCAACCCUUUCACGGCUCGCGAGGACCUCUGCGGAAAGAUCAAGUUCUUUGAUGUUCCGACUAAAUCUGUGUUCUCUUUAGUGUUCGAUCUCCACUCUCCUCCAGGAAGUGUGUUCUGUAAACUGCAGGCUAAUGCUAACGCUAACGGCCCGGUGACAGAGGGGUCGUACUCAUGGCAACAGUUACCGGGACGACAGUGUCACUCAGUGCCGGUGUCUCCACGGUUACCACGCUCCUUUCAUCAAUCGGCCGCCGUCGCCGCUAACAACAACUGUGGCUCUGUGACGUAUGACACGAACCAGCCCCCGGCCAGCGCAGCGGUGAACUCCAGAUCAGACGCCGUUCCAGCAGUGAACGACCCCAGGCAGAGAGCGCCAGUGAGCGGAUGGGCCAAGAAGUACGUGGUGGUGGAGAUCCCCCCUUUCUGCAGGCAGAGAGGGGCAGAUGGAGUAGAGGACAGUGAGGGGGAGGAGGAGGGCAGCUUUGGGGGUGAUUGGUCUCCUAUGAACCCCUCUGAGAGAGACAGCACAGAGGCUAUGGACUGUUGCAGCCUGGAGGACACUGAGCCACAAGCUUAAACUGACUGGCUGUGGUUUAAAUGGUGUCUGCUACUGGAGAAGUUUGGGGUCAUUUAUUACAGUUUAAAGAGAAGAUGUGAGUGGAGUUUGGAGGAGCAGACAGAAGCAAAGAAACGGAAGAGUUAAAUAUGUCUACAGUGGAUUUGUCCUUGCGUACUAGUGAGCCAAGGGUCAGUUCUGUGUAAGUUCUACAGUAGGGUUAAGGUUUAGGUUCACUUUAUUGCUCCAUUAGGGAAAUCUGACCUCUGCAUUUGACCCGUACUUCAGUGUCUCUGGGUCAGAUCUCCAGAUCUUGAGUCUUGGUCAGGUCUACCACAGCUGGAGGAUUUGACCUGUUGCACAUGUUUUUGGUAAAUGGGUGGGUCAAUAUUUUUGGAGUAUCCAGAUAAGGAUAUUCAGACAGUUUUAUGUCAAUCAGAAAUGUGUGAAGGCUGAUGCAGACCAGAGCAUGGUGUACUCAGGCAUGUCAAACACACACAUCAACACACACUGACCCAGGCCAUAACUCUUGUUUUAAACAGGAGUUUUAUCUCCAGAUCACUUAAAAAUGAAAGACAGAGCAGAGGAAAGGCUGUGAUUUGAGGAGGUUUUUAGUGAGUCUACGAGAGUUUCCUGCACACAGAGAAGCAGGAGAGGAAAGGUUGAGCACCGGCGCUUCCUCUGCUUCUGCUGCAGCUCUGAGCCUCUAGUGCCUCUAGUGUAGAGUGUGUGUGUGUCACAGAGCAGAGAGCUGUAUGUGCUCACUGCACAAGUGCUCCCAAUGUGUGCACGCUCAUAUUCACUACGUGUGUGUGCUGACCUUUAAGCUGUUCAAGAGGACAGAUUUGUUUUGUUGUUUUGAGAUCAGGCCCUUCUUCAGACUUACAAGUGAAUAUCUCUACAUUGCUCUUGUCUGCUGCUCCACACUCCACCUGUGCACACGUGUCUCCAGGAUCUUUUAUUAAAUCUAAACAGAACAAAAGUGAGACCUGAAACAUUUCAACAUUAAAGGCGUUUUCACACUGAUUUAUUUUUCACAUAAAUAACAAGAACGUACCUGAGACUUAAAUGAAAUCCACCGGAAUUCCAAUGAACAUUUCAGGUGAGAAGAACAAGCACAAAGAAACUUCACCGGAAUCCAAAUGGGAAAUUAUUUUUGGAAAACUGUUUAUAUUUAAAUUGUGAUGUAGAUGAUUCUUUCCUUUAUAAAAUAGAUGUGUUUUGUUGAUGUUUUUUGAUACUCUCCUUGUGUUUAUGGUGCGUAUGAACAGAGCUCAACAGUCAAAGGGCACUUCCCGGUAUAGCAACUUAAAGGGCCUAUAUUAAGUUUUUUCUGAUCUAAGUUUUAAAGUUCUUUUCUCAUCAAAAACACAAAACACUCACUGUUCCACCUCGUGAUGUCUUGUUGUAAUACUGGACGUGCAUACACCUUCGCUAGAAUCAUUUGGAUGAUUUCAGGCCUGGAAUUGCCCAUCUCUACUGAACUGAAGGUAAAAGGAGCUGUUCACUUGAAAACUACCACUAAAUGACAUCACAAGGUGGGACAGAGACUACUAAUAAAGGAUGUUUUUGAGGAGGUAACUACAUUAUAACCUGAUUUAAAGCUCACAAGAGUCCAUUUUGUGUAAUAUCAGACCUCCCAUUCAUUCUUCCCAUACAUUUUUCAAAAUAGUCAAGUUUAAUUAAUGCCGUACCAUGUAACUUUUCAUAUAGUUUUAUGGUUAUCAUUAGUUUACCCAAACCUUCUACAUUCACACUUUUGGUCCUGGUUUGGUCCUCAUCUAGUCCUGGUUUAGUCCAAGUCGAGUCUUGGUUUAAUUUGAAUCUAGUCCUGGUUUAGUCCAAGUCGAGUCCUGGUUUAGUCUAAAUCUAGUCCAGUUUAGUCCAAGUCUAGUCCUGGUUUAACUUGAAUGUAGUCCUGGUUUAGUCCAAGACCUGGCUUAGUCCAAAUCUAGACCCAGUUUAGUCCAAGUCUAUUCCUGGUUUAGUCCAAGUCUAUUCCUGGUUUAGUCCAAGUCUAGUCCCGGUUUCAUCCAAGUCAAGUCCUUUUGAGUUCCAGGUUUAGUUCAAGUUUAGUCCAAGUCUAGUCCUGGUUUAGUCUGUCUCUAGUCCUGGGUUUAGUUCAAGUCUUGUCUUGGUUUAGUCCAAAUCUAGUCCUGGUUUAGUCCAGGUCUAGUCCUUGUUGAGGUCCUGGUCAGAGUGUGAAUGCAGCUCCAUACUCUUGUUUUUUCAGGUCUUUACCCUGAAGUGCUUUGACUGUGGAUCUCUGUUAAAGAUGAGUUGAUUUUUUUGCUUUGAACCAUGUUAAAGAAUAACAUGUCCUAAUUUCACUCCACACAUUAAGGGUUUUUCGGAGGUCGGAGAGUUUAAAGGGCACACGUGGCAUUUUGGGUAGAAUUUGGCAGAAUGAACUCCAUAAGCAAAGGAUGCACAAUUUUAUUUAGACAAAAAAAUUGCACACUCCUGUCUUUUAACAUGCAAAAGGGUCUAAUACUAAUAACAUACAUAUUUAAAAUGUUUAAACGUAUUUUACUUCUUAUUAAAGGAACUGUGUAAGAUUUGGAAUUUAAAUUCUAUAAACUCGACUCAGUCAGAAAGAAGAAUGAGCCUCACAUGACUCCCUCAUUUGGGUUGCUGGUUCAAUGCUGAAAUCCAGUGGGGUAAAAUUGUUCAAAUGUGGUAUUUGCCUCAUUGUUUCCACUCAGUCACUUGUGCCCUCGGAGUCUUCAGCCUCUAUGUAAACAGUCACAUUUUAUUUUUAGUAUAUUUCCAGUAAAUGCAUUUUUCACUUCUUAAUCUGUAUGACACACAGUCUACUCGAGGUGCAAUGAAGUCAAUCAACUAUAAUAAUGUUCAUGUAAAAUCAUUUCAGUUUUCAAUGGUUUAAUCAGAUAUAUACGGUUAUUUAUGUUGUUUUGGUCUAAAGGUUUUCAGUCAUUAAAAUUUAAAUUGGCUCUUAUCCAA
This is a messenger RNA of Boleophthalmus pectinirostris (great blue-spotted mudskipper), 4521 nucleotides long. It is a transcript of the gene tesk2, whose product is annotated as testis associated actin remodelling kinase 2. Gene Ontology annotation, cellular component: cytoplasm; nucleus. The record is from RefSeq and is a predicted model, not a curated record. Lineage: Eukaryota; Metazoa; Chordata; Actinopteri; Gobiiformes; Gobiidae. Gene Ontology annotation, biological process: protein phosphorylation; actin cytoskeleton organization. The transcript is spliced from 10 exons. Bases 31 to 1578 code for a protein of 515 amino acids. Gene Ontology annotation, molecular function: ATP binding; protein serine/threonine kinase activity.